Messenger RNA from Daphnia pulex (common water flea), 1587 nucleotides. RefSeq names its product chymotrypsin-like elastase family member 2A. Gene Ontology annotation, molecular function: chitin binding; serine-type endopeptidase activity. Gene Ontology annotation, cellular component: extracellular region. Gene Ontology annotation, biological process: proteolysis. The transcript has 7 exons. NCBI's taxonomy places the organism in Eukaryota, Metazoa, Arthropoda, Branchiopoda, Diplostraca, Daphniidae. The record is from RefSeq and is a predicted model, not a curated record. Bases 43 to 1476 code for a protein of 477 amino acids.
GAGUCAGCGCGUCAUUCGCUCCUGUUUUCAUAGCUGAAUAACAUGUCUGUCAAAAGCAUUAGAUCUAACUUUGCCCUAAUGGUCGUCAGCAUCUGUCUGGGUGUGGCCACUUUGGGUUUCUGUUCGGUUAUUCCGUUGGCGUCUUCAGUUACUAACGUCGUCGUUCAUCCGCUCUCCGUCAAGGGCCUGUCGUCAACAACUUUAAACGAUCCUGCUGUUUCAAAUGCGGAGAGAUCUUCGUUUGCAGAUUGCGGAGUGUCCAAUGAUGUCAACCGGAUGGUCGACGGAAAGAUCGCCGGUGGAGUAGAAACGGCCCCCAACGAAUUUCCGUGGCAAGCCUACCUUCAGGUAGAAACGGAGUUUGGCUACAGUCAGAACUGCGGAGGAAGUUUGAUAUCUGAACGAUGGAUUCUCACGUCAGCCUCCUGUGCGACAGUAUAUAAGGAGAAAACAAGGUCGAUCCUCGUCUACCUGGGAUUGCACAAUCGCUCGAGCUUAUCCACCGAAGCGAAUGCCAAAAUGUACGAGGGUCUAGGCCUAUUGGUUCACAGUGGAUGGGAUUGGGACACGUACGAUAUCAACAACGAUUUUCGGUUGGAUAACAACAUUGCUCUCGUCUAUCUCGCUACACCAGUGACCUUCACCCAAUACAUCCGCCCAGUUUGUUUGGCCGCUCCCAACGGGCCGAAUUACGCCGGCGAGUAUGCCACCGUUGCCGGAUGGGGUCUCACUUCCUACGGUGCUACUAGCGGCAGUGUGGUACUCCGCAAAGUGACGGUUCCGGUCAUCUCCAAUGCCCAAUGCCAGCAGUCGUACUCCAGUUUCGGUUAUAUCAAUAUCACGGGAAAUACGGUGUGCACUAGCGGAGCCAAUGGUAGCGGAAUAUGCAGCGGUUACAACGGUGACUUGGGUGACUUGGGUGGGCCGCUGAAUUUCAGACAACCGGAUGGAACUUGGACACAGAUCGGGAUCGUUUCCUUUUACGGAGGUUGCGAGUUGGACUAUCCGUCCGGCUACUCAAGAUUGAGCUCCUAUUCGACGUGGGUCCAGCAAAUCAUCGCACCAGGGUCCGACUUUAGCACCACUCCUUUGAUGAUCCGGACGACGUUGACGACAACAAUUAAAACGACACCGACGACCACUCCAACAACAACUCAAACUAUUUCCCAGUCGACAUCAACGAAAAGCCCAACAACAACGACGACUGAAACGACAACUGAGAAGACAACAACACCCACCACCGAGGCAACAACAACCCCAACCACUACGACAUCCAUUACCAACCCAUCACCGACAACUUUCAGCUGUGCUGGUAAAGCCAACGGCAACUACCCCAAUCCGGAAUCCAGCUGCUCCAAUACAUUUUACACCUGCUCAAACGGCAACGCUUACCUUUUCAACUGCGCUUCUAAUUUGGUUUAUCGGGAGGAAAUUGGCGUCUGUGAUUAUCCUUCCAACGUCGCCGGAUGUCAUUAAGAAAUAUCCGAUUUUGAUUUAAUUUUCCACUCGAUUGUCGAUUUUCUUGGCUGCAAGUUAAGAAUGUAUUAAUCAGUUCCUAUCAAUUCCAAUAAAGUAGUCCAUUACGUA